Dermatophagoides farinae (American house dust mite) is the source of this 6849-nucleotide messenger RNA. Lineage: Eukaryota; Metazoa; Arthropoda; Arachnida; Sarcoptiformes; Pyroglyphidae. The record is from RefSeq and is a predicted model, not a curated record.
UAAUGGACCUGUGAUUCAAAAUGAUAAUGAAAAUUUAAAAUUAUGUCUACAUCAUUAACCGAAUCAUCGACAUCAUCGUCGACAUCAAUAACGGCUCCAACUUCAUCAUCAUCGUCAUCAUCAUCAUCAUCAUCAAAUAGUUCUGCUGAGAAUUUAAUAUUCAAUGAUGAAAUUGUUGCUAUCGAUGGUAAUGAUAUAAACAUUAUUAAUAAAUCAAUUAUGAUUCCAUUAUCAUCAUCAACAACAACAACAACGGCAACAUCAUCGCCUAUAAUAUCAACGACUACAAUAGUAACGUCGUUGUCAUCAAUUCCAGUUUCAUCAAAUACAAUAUCAACAACAAUGUCAAAUAUUGAAUAUCCAUUAUAUCAACAACAACAACAACAACAGAAACAACUUUCACCCCAUUCUCAUUCAAUCCAAGAAGAAUUGGAUGAAACUAAUAAUGAACACUAUACGAAUCAUUCCAAAAAUUCAAUUAUAAAUGUUUUAUCUUCAAAUUUAAUCAAUAAUAAUGAACAAUUGUUAUGGCAAUCACAACAGCAACAACAACAAUCAAAAUCAUCGUCUAUACCAUUAUUACGAUCAAUGUCUUCUAAUAAUAAUAAUAAUAACGAUGUUUUAAUGACCAAUCGUUCACCGAUUACAGCAUCAUUAUUUUCACAACAAUCAAAUAAUCAUAAUCGACAACAAAUGAUCAAUUUGUCAAUGGCAUCAACAACUCAGCCAUCAUCAUCAUCAUCAUCAUCAAAUUUCAUUAUUGAUGAUUGUGAUUAUAGUGGCAGUAGUAAUAUUCUAACAUCAAAUCCAUAUCAUUUAAUGAAUAAUCCAAAUGAAAAUGGUAAUAAUGGUACAUCUGGAGCAGCAACAGCAGUUAUUGCUAUUCAACAACAACAGCAUAAUAAUAAUGCACAAUCAUCAUCAUCGGCAUUGUUGAAUCGUUUAUCGGCCAUUACAUCGCCACCAUCAUCAGCUGCAAUGCCAAAUACAUCAAAUUCAUAUGGUAAUCUUUAUAGAUCAUGUGGUAAAUCGACCACUUCCACAUCAUCAUCAUUAUCAUCAUAUGUUGAACCACGUAAUGAAUAUGAAUCAUUAAUUAAACGAUAUGCCGAAUUGGAUAGUUUUCAUGUUGAAGUUGUAACUAAAUUAUCAAUGACCGAAGCUGAAAAUCGUCAACAUCGUAAACGUAAUAAUGAAAUUCUUCAACAAUUGAAUCAAGCAAUGAAUGCUCGUGAAACGAUGCAAGAUGAAUUACAUUCAUUAACAGCAAAAUAUGAGAAAGCACUGCGUGAUAUACAGGAACUAAAUGAUCAGCUAACAAAGGUGAAAAAACAACGCGAUGAAGCAAAUAAAGAAUGCCAUAAUGCAAUGAAUGGACGUAAUAAAGCUAAUCGUGAACGGCAACAAAUGUAUGAAGAACGUAAUAUUGCUAUUCGUGAAUAUAAUCUUAUAAUGUCUGAACGGGAUUCUGUUCAUAAAGAAAUUGAAAAAUUACAAGAAGAUCUACAGGAUAUACAAAAACGUAAUGAAACAAUUGAUAAAGAAUACAAAAUUACGAUGGAAGAAAUGGAAACACUAAGACGUGAAUUGGCAUCCGCUUUACUUGAUCGUGAUCGAGCAUUGAAAACAUUUUCUGAUUUACGUGAAAAAUAUGGUGAAUCAUCAAUGACAUCACAUCAUUCACAGACUUCAUUUAAUCUUUAUUCACUAUUGCCAUUUGCACAACAAGAUUCACAGCAAUCGCUACAACAGCAACAAGAUUUCACUGUCGAUGGUAUCCAUACAUCGCCAAUAAUUAUCAAUAACAAUAACAAUUUAAGCAGUAGUAGUAAUAGUAGUCUAAUUGGUAAUAUUGUUCAAAUGAAUCUUCGACAACAAUCACCAACAAUGGCAACAAUUAAGAACUUAUCAUUGAUGACUAAUGUAAAUAAAACAACAGCAGCAAAUCCACCACAGCAACAACAAAUUAUCAAUAAUCAACAGCCAAUGAUGACGAUGACAACAUCAUCUAGUACAUCAUCAGUAUCAACAUUUGGAACAUCUCAACAGCAGCAACAGCAGAAUCAUCAUCAGCCAUUAAUUCAUUCAACACCAAAAACAACAUCAAUAAUUGAUAAUAAUAAUUCAUCGAAUAAUUCAUUAGCAUCACCAGUGGUAAAUCUAGUCAAUACUACUACUGUUGGUGGUAUUUCUGAAACGGAAUCACUUCGUGAACAGGUCAAAACAUUGCAGCUAGAAUUACAACGUGCCUUACAAGAGAUUGAUUCAUGGAAAACAAGACGUGAUUGUGCCAUAAAUGAACGCGAUAAAAUCGUAUUGGAACGUGAAAGUGUACGUGCACUUUGUGAUAAAUUACGUCGUGAACGUGAUCGUAAAAUUAGUGAUCUAGCCGAUGCUUUACGUGAAUUAUAUGAAAGUAGACGACAAAAAAAUGAAACAACUAAAGAAGUGGAAUUAUUAAAAGAAAAAUUUGAUUCAGCAAUGAAAGCAAAUAAAACGGCAAUUAAUCAAUUGAAUUUAAAUGAAAAACAACAACAGAAGCAACCACAACAAUCACAGCAACAGACAAAUAAACCUAGCAUCACUUGUACUAGUCAAGAUUCCGCUAUCGAUGUUGAUGAUGCUCAGGCUGCUAUUGCUCAAGCUGCUAUGAAUCAACAACAACAACAACAACAACCACCUCAUCAUCAUCGUUAUCUGAAUAACAAUCGUCCACGAACAAUAGUUCAGCAGCAGCAAUCAAAUAAUAAAUGUUCAAUGCAGACAGUAUCAUUGCCAAUUUUAAUGAAUAAUAAUAAUAAUGAUUAUUUAAAUCAAUCAAUAGAUACAGAUUCUACAAUUGCAAUUCGUCGUAUGUUUGGUUUUGCUGGCGAUCUAGUAUUAAUUGUUAAUCAUUUAACCCAUCAUAAUAAACAACAAUCGAUUUCAGAGCAUAAAAAUAACAAUAAUGUAUUGAAUCAUAAUGAUCGUAUUGUAUCGAUAAAUGGCACAUCAUUGAAUAAAAUAUUGUCCGGCCAUCUAUUUCAAUUUAUGUGCAAAUCUGCAAAAUCAUUGGAUUCAGAUUCGAAUACGAUUAAAGUUCAAUUAUAUCGUUGUCAAUCGAUCAUGUCAUCACCUGGUUCAUUAUUACAAAAUCAACAACAACAACAACAACAAUUGCAUCCAACGACUGAAUUGGAUAAACAACAUAAUUAUAUAGCGAAAGUAAAUGAAUAUACAAAACCUACAAAUUUAUUACAACAAGCAGAACCAGAGAAACAAUCAUCAUUAGCCAUAAUUGAUUCUGUGGAUGAUGAAUCUGAAAUUGAUGAUGAACCACGUGCAACCGUUGAUGAAGAUAAUGAUGCUGAUGAAGAUGAACCAAAUAGUGAUGUUGAAAAUGAAUCUGAAGUAAAAACUAUUGCUAGAUUAGAUCAAAUGUUGGAACAAUAUCAGAUUGAAGAUUCUACUUCUUCAUAUUAUGGAAUGAUUGGUGUUGGUGGAAAUAAUGAUGGAUUAACUACUACUGUCACUGGUGCUCCAUCGUCAUUUAUGAAUGAUAAUCAUAACAAUGUCCAAUGUAUAUCAUCACAACAGAAACAACAACAUUCACCAACAACAACACUCCAGCAUCCAUCAUCAAACACAAUUACAGGCAUUAUACGUCGUUCAAGUCGAUCUAAUAAAAAAUCCAUUAAACAAAGAAAUUCAACAUUAACAGCAUGUGCACAAUUAACAGGUGCAGCUAAAGAAUUAACUGCUGCCAUAAAAAAUCAAUUAACUGAUUCGAAUAAUUCUGGCACCGGUGAUACAUGGCCACGUUAUAGACCACAUCAAUUUCUAUCAUCAAUGUUGCCAUCAUUUUAUAAGAAUCAUGGAUUAAAUGAAUCGCAAAAAAAUUCAUCAUCAGCCACAUCCAAACAACAGCCACAAACAAAUAAAACAGAAAUGAUGAUUGGAAAUAUGAAACAUUUACGUACACCAUUAGCCAAUAUGGAUAAUAUUAAUAGCUAUGCAACGACAAUAAAUCGUCGUAAACAUCAAAGAAAAUCAUUGGGUAUUUUUCUCGAUAUAUUUCCUACAGCUGAUUUGAUGAUGAAAUCAAAAUCACAUUCACAAUCAGAACAACAACAACAACAAUCUAAUAAAAAUAUGGAUCAAUCCACUAUUGUAUCAUCAUCGGCAACACCACCAGCAACAACAACAACAUCGAUCCAACAACAAUCGGUAGUUAUCAAUGCUGCAUCACAAUUAUCAGCUGUUACAUUACGACAAUCACCACGUCAUCGUGAACAUUCACAAUCUAUGAUAAAUUAUGAAAAUCCAUAUGGUACAACGACAACAAAUUCUGGCAAUCAACGAUCAACCAUUUUGCCGACAACGAUGAAUCCAUUGAAAACACGAUCAUCACAGAUAAAUUAUGAUCAUAUAGCAGCAUUGAUCAAUUAUGGACAACAGCAAACACAACAACAACAUUAUCAUCGUUCAUUACCAUCGCAGCAACAUGUUUUAUUUCAACAACAACAACAACAACAACAGCCUCAAUCACAACAGCAAUAUAUUUAUUUAGAACAACAACCAACAACUGUUUCUUCUGCUUCCGCUACUGCUACAUCAAAAUUGACAUCUUCAUCAACAUUACAACGAAGUUUAACAUACAAUAGCUUAAAAACUAUGAAUAAUGAACAAAUUAGAUAUCUAAUUGAUCCACCUGCUAAUAAUAACGAUACGAAUAAUUAUUAUUAUCAUAUGAAUGAUAAUCAACAACAACAACAACAACAUCAACAUUCAUCAUCUGGUAUUGUUGUUGUUGCUGGAACUAUUACAUCAACAUCAUCAAAUACGAAUCGUUCAAAUUCAUUAUUUAUGACCGGAUAUUUACCUAGUAAUCAUAAUCAUAGAAUCAAUACUACAGAUCUAUAUGAUAUAUAUGGUCAAAUUAGUUUUCGUCCAACAAUUGCAAUAACAACAACAAAUACGACAACAGCAGCAGCAGCUGCGGCAACGGCGACAGCUACAAAAUUGACAACCGACAAUCUAUAUGCUACACUUAUUGGUGGUGGUGGUGGUGGUGUUAACAAUAACAACAACAAUAUUGAUGUUGCUAAUAAUAAUUUGCUAAUUCGUAAUUCGAUGCCAAUUACAGCUUCUACUAAUAAUAGUAAUAAUUAUUAUAAUAAUUUACAAUCAGCAUUAACAAAUAUUGGUAUUCCACAUUUACAACAAUCACAACAUCUUCAUUAUGCUGGUGGAUCCAUCUCAGGUGUUCAACGAACACAGCCAUCAAUAAUAUCGAUGAAUAAUAAUAGUUCAUCAGGAUCAUCAUCAUCGACAACAAAUAAAUCACAAAUAAUACUGCCACAGCAAAAACAUAUGAGACAUUCAAUGAAUCUAUCAUCGACAACUAUUAAAUCGGCUGUAUUACCGACAAUAGAUUCAAUUAUGUUGCCAUCGGCAUCAUCAAAUAAUAACAAUAAUGAUAAUGGUAAUAUUAAUAAGAAUAAUGAUCAUGAAAAUAUGAUGAUGAUGAUGAUGAAUUGGGAUAAUGAAUUAGCAUCAUGUUCAUCAUCAUCUAUAACAAGUUCAAAACCAGGUAUUUGUAGUAAAUCUGGUCAAAUUUCCAAUAAUAGCCGUCCAUAUAAAGAGAGCUCAAAUUUUUCCACCAUUUUUGAUUCCAAUGCCCUUUCAUCGCGUGCAAGUAUAUCAAGUACACAUAGUGCAUCUGCUUCCAUUUCUGCUGCGGCUGCUUCUGCUGCAGCCGCUUCUGCUACCGGUCAUCAUCAAUAUUCAUUAUCGGAAAAUAUUUAUGGAUCUACUAUCGCUAAUAAUAAUGCUAAAACUACAUCAUCACAAGCUUCACAUCCAAUUAUUGGUGGUGUUCAACAACAACAACAAUAUUAUGAUGAUAAUCAACAUUACACAUCAUUUGUAUCGACAAUUUCACGUUCACAAAGAUUACGUAUACCAUCAUCAUCAUCAUCAUCAUCAACUUCAAAUUCGAUUUCAAUACCACCGAUAACAAAAACAAAUAAUAAUCAAAAAAAUGUUUUCGGUAUAACGACAACACCAACAACAUUUAAUGGACCAAUAAUGAUGGUUAAUAGCAAUAAUACACCACAAAUUGUUAAUCCUAAUCAUCAUCAUCAUCAUCCACUUGGAUUAAUUGGUGAUCGUAAUUCAUAUGUAUCAAACACUGGUAGUAAUGGACCACAGAUUGAAGUAAAAUGGAUCAAAUGUUCAAAAGAUGGUUCACCUGGUUCACCAAUAUUGGAUCCAACUAAAGCACAACCGGAUGAUUAUCGUCUGAUCACUAUUGAUCGUAGUUCGGCUACAUUAGGCAUACGUAUAUUGCGAACAUUGAAUGAUCAAAAAGGUGUUUUCGUUGAAGCCGUAACCGAUGGUAGUUUGGCUGCGCAAGCCGGUAUUCGUGUCGGUGAUCAAAUUAUCGAUAUAUGUGGACUGAAUAUGCGUACAGCUGAUUUUAAAAAUGCAGCCAAAGUAUUGAAUCAAUGUCGUGAUCCAAUAACAAUGUUGGUGCAGAAAAAUUUGGAUAAAUUUCGUGAAACACAAAGUAAACAAUUUCAAUUUCAAACAACAACACCAACAACUACAACGACAUCAGCAACUAUAACGAAUUUGAAUCAAAAUGAUAACGGUAUUGAAAAAGAAUCAAAUAGUGGUAGUAGUGGAAAUAAUAAUAUUGAAACAAAAUUGGCCGCAGCAAUGGCUGCCGAUCAUAAUGCUGGCCGUUUACGUGCACCAAUCGUUGGACAUGAAUCUUCAGAUCUAGAAAAUAAUGUCGUAGUCAUUGUUGAUGAUGAUGAUGACGAUGACGAUGACGACGAUAAUGAUCGUAAUGAAUUUAGUUAA